GGGCGCGCGAGCAGCGGUGAGCGUUCCGGGGUUGCACGUACUCGCGGCUCAGCUUGCGGGGAGACUGUGACUGAAGAAUGGUCAGGUAAGAGAUAAUGGAUGCACACAGUUCAACCAGAAUCAAUUCAAGGAAGAGGAGGAAAGAGGGAUCUGGACCUAAUGGAGCAACAGAAGAAGAUGGAAUUCCUUCAAAAGUACAACGUGCUGCAGUUGGCUUGCGGCAGCCAGCUCCUUUUUCUGAUGAAAUUGAAGUUGACUGUAGUAAGCCCUAUAUCAGGGUAACUAUGGAAGAAGCCAGCAAAGGAACGCCUUGUGAGCGGCCUGUGAGAGUUUAUGCAGAUGGAAUAUUUGACUUGUUUCAUUCUGGUCAUGCCCGGGCUCUGAUGCAAGCCAAGAACCUUUUCCCUAAUACAUAUCUCAUUGUGGGAGUCUGCAGUGAUGAGCUGACACACAACUUCAAAGGCUUCACAGUGAUGAAUGAAAAUGAACGCUAUGAUGCAGUGCAGCACUGCCGCUAUGUGGAUGAGGUGGUGAGGAAUGCCCCCUGGACCCUGACGCCUGAGUUCCUGGCAGAACACCGGAUUGAUUUCGUAGCCCAUGAUGACAUCCCAUACUCUUCUGCUGGGAGUGAUGAUGUUUAUAAGCACAUCAAGGAAGCGGGCAUGUUUGCUCCAACACAGAGGACAGAAGGUAUCUCCACAUCAGACAUCAUCACCCGAAUUGUCCGAGACUAUGAUGUGUAUGCAAGACGGAACCUACAGAGGGGCUACACAGCAAAGGAGCUCAACGUCAGUUUUAUCAAUGAGAAGAAAUACCACCUGCAGGAGCGUGUUGACAAAGUAAAGAAGAAAGUAAAAGAUGUGGAGGAGAAGUCAAAAGAAUUUGUUCAGAAGGUAGAGGAGAAAAGCAUUGAUCUCAUUCAGAAAUGGGAGGAGAAGUCCCGAGAAUUCAUUGGAAGUUUCCUGGAAAUGUUUGGUCCAGAAGGAGCACUGAAACACAUGCUGAAAGAAGGGAAAGGCCGGAUGCUGCAAGCCAUCAGUCCCAAGCAGAGUCCCAGCAGCAGCCCUACUCGGGAGCGCUCCCCAUCCCCCUCCUUUCGCUGGCCCUUCUCCGGCAAGACUUCCCCGCCUUCCUCCCCAGCAAAUAUCUCUAGGCGCAAGGCUGCAGCCUAUGAUAUCAGUGAGGAUGAAGACGACUAACUUUUCUUCCCUUGUUUCCUUUCCCUCCCUCUGUCCCAUCACCUUCAGAAGCUCUCUUUUGAAUUCCACGUUCUGAUCCCAACACUAAACCUAAGGACAACUACAAAGGAAAAGACAGCCUGGGCAAGAGGAGCUGGGGAUGGGGAAACCAAAACAGCCCAUCCUCUGAGAGCCAGUCGCCCAUACCAAGGAGACUGACUGCGCAAGCCUGUUGCGCAGCUUUCUGCCCUCCCCAAGGACUUUGCGUUACUGUUUAUGUUCAUGUGAUCUUGACAGGGAAAUUGUCAUUUUUAUUAAUUUUUUUAAAACUUAGCCUUUCAAAUAUAGUAAGUAGAACUAAUUUUUUGCCCCUGAGGAGUGGGCAGAAGAAGAAAGUGGUGUAAUACCCAGAGGCCUUUUCUUCCUAACACACUGUAGCGCUUGUCCUCUGUUCUCAAGCAAAGUGGCUGGCCAAGUCCUUCAAGCAAUGAGCCAUGCUGAUGGGGAAUUUGGAGGGAAGAUCAGAAUUUUGGUUACCUUAAAAAAAAAAAAAAGAAAAAGAAAAAAGAUCAAACUGAGUUAGUUACAGAUCCGCUAAAUGAACUACUGGUACAUGUAUGUGUCAUCAUGGCUGUGAGGAGGAGGAGAUUGAGUCUGACUUUUACUCCCUGAGGAGUUGCUUGCUGAACCCAAUGGGGUCCAUGAAGAUGCUGAUGGGGAUGGAACUAAUCUACAUAGCAUCAGCUUUAGUCUUUCUGCUGUGUUUAUCUUCUCAGAAAUUUCUCUUGCCCAGUUAUUUGGGAGCUCUUGUCACUCUUACUGCCAAAGAAGGCACACUGAGGGCUGCUGUAACUGGGGGGGGGGGGGAGUGGAAGAGACUCAAUCCCCAUAUAUCCCUGUAGAUUCAGUUCCUACCGGGAUUAAGUCAGUGCUAUUACCCAGCUUUAUACAAAGAAGAUUUUGUAAAUGUCUGUACUUUGAACACGAAUACUAUGAAAACUUCAGAGCAUAGAGGCAAAGGCAUAAGGAAGCACCUUCCUUUCUUGUCCCCGCCCCCUCCUUUUUAUAAUUAGAACCAGUACUUCCUAGAAUGUAUCUUUUUCUCUGAGGGCUGCAAUUGGCAGGACUUCCCUCCCCUUUUCCUCCAAAAGCCACAGGUUCACAUUCUACCUAUGCCUGGUGGUGGUGGUCCUACCUCCUUGGUUAAGUUGCCCAGGAGGAAUUCAGCACUUUAAAUUUCCACCCGAAGGAUGCUCUGCUUAAUCAACCCUUGCUACUGAGCAUGAUGUAAUUUUUAAGCCCCUGGCAUCCUCUAUCCUGUCACAUCACCUAGCCGACCAUCAGUAAUCCUAGCUGGAUUAAGGGCAAAACUGUUUAUGUCCAGGACCCAUCUGCCUCUCAUAAAUACCCCUUGUAGGGGUGGAGUUUUUAAUGUUUUCAGCAAAGAAAACCACUUUCUUGUCUCUUGUCCCUGUGAACUGUGAACAUCUCAACGUCAGUCAAAGCUACUGGUCUGCCUGAGGGCCCGAGGUUAGUGUCACUGCCUGCCUGGUGGUACUACAUAGGCUCUUAGCCACAGGUAGAGCAUGGCAGAGGGGUGGGACAGGGGAGCUACUUCCUGUCCUGAUGGCCCAUGGGAACUCAUUUCUGACUCUUUUCAUGAAGUGCUGUUUUUCCUGUCAUACCUGACUCGCAGCCUUGGUCAGGAAUCCUAUCUUUGAAGCAGCUGAAGCUAAUGUUUUCCCACAGUGUGCAGCUGUUUGUAUGGCUCAUUUUUAGCUUCUCUGCUUCAGUCUUCUCUGUUUCCUUCUGCCUUAUUCUCCCUGGUACAGAAAGGCAGUGAUGCUGUUUAUACAUUUACCUGCUUGUUCUCUCAACGUGCCCCUCACCCAAGUGUACUGGAAGGCAGGGAGUUGCCCACAGGGUGGCUGCCCUCCCUGCAGUCACUUCUCUAAAUGUAUUGUCCGUGGGCUGCUGUGGCCUGCUGGGCACUGGGAUGGAGCAUCUAGGCUGACAAGAUCUGUGCCCAUGCUGGGGGAGGCACCUGUGCCCGCUUACUGUCUGUCUUCCAACACUAGUAUGUUUUCAGACAAUUUGGGCUGAAAAACUUGCAGUGUGGCUUUAGGGUGAGAUACUUAGGUGCUAGACAGUGGUGCUGAUAGAAGGAUCCAUUGCUGGUCAUUGGUGCCUAGUUAAAGGAGGUUAGUGGUGUGUACACUACGACCAUGCCUGCGAUCUGCAGUUCAUACUGUUGGAGGCUGCGGGACCUCAGGCUGUGGAGCUGUUUCUCUGAAUCUGACCCAGGAAAACAGGCAGCCUGGGUGGGCCAGACAUGGCCAAGACAAAAGAGCCUGGCAGACCUCUGGCCUCAGAGCCUCUGUGUGAGAAGAGGAGACUGAAACAGAAGCCCUGCAGCUGGUGCCGAGGAGACAUUUUGGCUGUGACACGGUGUCUGGACGGAACUUUUUAGCUGUUUACCCACUGAGCUACAAGCACUGGAGCAUAGAGGUUGCCACUGUGCAACAGUAGAAAUGGCUCACUGCUGCAGCUAAAGCCAAACACCCUGGUUUGCAGAGGUUUGAGGGUGAUGGUUGGGGUUGUGAAAAGGUUGAAAAUCCUGAAGCAAAGGACAUGAGGGCGCCUAAGAGACAUCUGACCUUUCCUCACAGGAUAAUGGAGGCAAAACCAGAGCUGCUCUUGCUUUCCUCGAGGCCUCAUAGCUGCUCUGUCAGUGUUUGGCAUGCCCUCCCUCCCCAUGCUUCUUCCUACUGAGUAGCCCCCUGCAUCUGGAUCACUCCUAGACAGCUUGCUUCCUACAGCCCACUGCCUUUUUUAUUCUGUUCCACACCCCUGAUCUAAAAUCUUCCCAAAUCAGCUUGCUGCUUUUCUUUAAUGCCCUAAAGCCAUAGCUUCUAGAUUUUCUGUCAGCAUACAUGCAGCAGGGGUUAAAUCAGUUUAAGUUUUUUAAAAAAGAUUCCCUUAAUGUUUUAAAGACUAUUGGUAUUUUUUUAAAGCUUACCAAUAUAAGUAUUUUUUAAAGUUAUAUUUUUCAAUCUCAUAACAGUGAUUGUUUUCUCUCAUCCAGCAGAUGGUCAGGGGAUAAAGACAGUCCCUAGCUUCUAUUUUUCCAAACAAAUGAGUAGAACCUGUUCUUGGGAUUAUACUAUUCAAUGUGGAUUUUCUUCAAAUGAAAAAGUGUUCUGUCCGCCAGAGUUUCCUGUUAGUACUCAAGCACGGGUAGGAAACAAGAGCAGCAGGUUUCACAGUGGUGUGACUCAGGUUGUCUUAGGUGGGAAGUGGUUCUUCCACCCUUUGGGAGGCACUGACUAUUUGAACACUGAGAAUUAAUUGGUUGGGUGUUUUGUGUUGAUCCUGAAAAGAAAACUAGAGUGCCAGAAAGAAUUGCAGGCCUUGGCAUAAGCAUUCGCCCAUCACCAGUGCGAGUGCGUGUGGAAGUUUCCUCAGUCAGGCUUCAGUGUAUCAUUUUCCUGUCUGCUAUUAAUUUGUUCAAAGUUAUUUUGGCUUGUACCAUUUCGCCAAUAAAGGCAAUAUGAUUUUA
Messenger RNA from Dipodomys ordii (Ord's kangaroo rat), 4737 nucleotides. RefSeq names its product phosphate cytidylyltransferase 1, choline, alpha (gene Pcyt1a). Gene Ontology annotation, cellular component: endoplasmic reticulum. Gene Ontology annotation, molecular function: phosphatidylcholine binding; choline-phosphate cytidylyltransferase activity. NCBI's taxonomy places the organism in Eukaryota, Metazoa, Chordata, Mammalia, Rodentia, Heteromyidae. The transcript is spliced from 9 exons. Gene Ontology annotation, biological process: CDP-choline pathway. Bases 96 to 1199 code for a protein of 367 amino acids. The record is from RefSeq and is a predicted model, not a curated record.